Talaromyces marneffei is the source of this 1056-nucleotide messenger RNA. RefSeq lists its product as uncharacterized. The record is from RefSeq and is a predicted model, not a curated record. The coding region runs from base 1 to 1056 and encodes 351 amino acids. The transcript is spliced from 2 exons. NCBI's taxonomy places the organism in Eukaryota, Fungi, Ascomycota, Eurotiomycetes, Eurotiales, Trichocomaceae.
AUGAAGCCGAUUUCCAGAACCAAUAUUCUAAAGGCAGCGCUCGCCUUCUCACUCCCGAUAUUGUCCGCGGCCGUCGAUUACUGCACAUUCGAUAAUAGCAAUUGCAUCGACGGCCUAGCCCAGGUUUCCGUCUCGUUCAAAUUUGACGCUAUUUCACCCGUGCCACUACUUUUUUACUACGGAUUCGAUGCCGGCUGGGGUUCUCCCUCCAACAAUGACUCGUGUGCAGUGAAGGUGGGAUACUGGCUACAAUAUGAUAGAGGGCUACUCACGGAGUUUAAUUCGAAUAUCCGCGGCAUCAAUUGGACAACGGAAGUGGCAUUACGUAUCGGGAAUUUAGGCGGUUAUGUCGGCGGUGCCAAUAACGGCUGUAAUGGCGUUUGGGGACAUUCUUGCUCGGAAAAUUUGAAAACUUUCUUGCGGUCGUCGUUGUUUAAUCUGAGUACUUCGGGACAACCCUAUGAUUUCCCGCUGGAUACGGUACUUCAGCCAUUGACGACCGGUAGUCCAGGUCCUUUUAUUGACGGCUGCCCGGCUACUCUAUUUGCAUUGAAUCAAAUUCCCACCUAUGUUGUCGUCAAUGCCACAACUGCAGACAGCAAUAACUCCCGGGAAGCCAUAAAUGUUGCCGAGCCAGGUAAUCCUAGUUCCCCAUGGCGGACAUGGUACAUUCCCGGUGUGACCGCAAUGGGACAGGCUCAAGAGGUCGCCGUCGGCAUUAUAGCACGUACGCCGAAUCACGGCUCAAAACCGCUCAAUAGUCCGAACGAUAUUCAGCUUGAACUGGUUUGUGCGAGAGCACCAAGACAAGGUCCCCGUCGUCCACCCAAUGACGGCGAUCGUGACAUCGAUAAUAAGCCCACUCAAGGAUACGCUCGCGGUAUUAUCAAGACAUAUGCUUUUGACGAGGAUGACUUUCUAUAUGACGUCGAAGCCGAUAAUGACGGAGAUGAAGCCGGUGCAGAUGUUGAAGAUGAGGAAUACUAUGCCGACGAUGACUCGGUGACAGGGACCUAUGUGGAUGUCCUGAAAGCAGUACAACAGUUCUCUAGGUGA